Homalodisca vitripennis (glassy-winged sharpshooter) is the source of this 684-nucleotide messenger RNA. Its product is annotated as keratin-associated protein 10-4-like. The record is from RefSeq and is a predicted model, not a curated record. NCBI's taxonomy places the organism in Eukaryota, Metazoa, Arthropoda, Insecta, Hemiptera, Cicadellidae. Bases 1 to 684 code for a protein of 227 amino acids. The transcript is spliced from 6 exons.
AUGCACCCUAAUUUGCAGCUCUGCCCCAGUGUAUCACCAACGAGGAAUGUUCUGAGGAAACCACCUGCAUCGACCUCGUAUUGUAUCACCAAUGAGGAAUGUUCUGAGGAAACCACCUGCAUCGACCUCGUGUGUGAGGACCCCUCUCUGCCCCAGUGUAUCACCAACGAGGAAUGUUCUGAGGAAACCACCUGCAUCGACCUCGUAUCUCUGCCCCAGUGUAUCACCAACGAGGAAUGUUCUGAGGAAACCACCUGCAUCGACCUCGUAUGUGAGGACCCCUGUUUGACUCUGUGCACAGGCAACUCCACUUGCAAGGUUCACGAUCCUCUGCCCCAGUGUAUCACCAAUGAGGAAUGUUCUGAGGAAACCACCUGCAUCGACCUCGUGUGUGAGGACCCCUGUUUGACUCUGUGCACAGGCAACUCCACUUGCAAGGUUCACGAUCAUGUACCUUACUGCUCCUGCAAACCAGGCUACGCAGGCGACCCCUUCACAGGGUGCAGAGAGUCCAUUACAGCACCUCCCCAGUGCAUAACUAACAGUGACUGCCCAGAAGACAGGGUCUGUGUCGGGAAAAGGUGCAAGGAUCCAUGCCUCCUAGGAGUCUGUGACAAGAACUCCACCUGCCCACGUCUUCUACCACAUCCCCUAUUGCUCCUGUCACCCAGGCUUCUAUGGUGA